GGCUCAGUCACUGCGAGAGGCUCUCUCUUCUCUCCACAGCAGUCGCUCCGAAACAACACAACUGAGAUUGCUCACAAAAAGUGAAAAAUGAACUGGCCUUGCUUAAUUAUUGUGACGGUGGUGCUGGGCUUGUCCGUGGCCUCCGCCCUCAGCUUCACGCAAGUCUACGAGUGGAGCGAAACUGAAUUUUUCGGGGACGCGAAGAACGCCAAGGACGCCGCUGGGCCGAUUGUUCCUUCGAGCAUGGUUGUCUACGGCGACAGGAUUUUCUUUGGCUUUCCGAACAGCUCGAGCAGAGGAUUGCCGCGUUUGACGUACGCGUGGUUGCCGUGCAGAAACAACGCCGAUAACCAUCUUUCGACCCCAUUGUACCGUCUCCAGAGAGACAAGAUUGGUGCGAAUUGCGACGCCGUGCAGGGCGUGAUUGACCUAAAAACAGACGAAUUGGGCCGGCUGUGGGUGCUGGACGGAGGUUCCCGGAACUGCCCACCGACCUUUCGGAUUUUCGACCUGAAAAACAACGACUCCCUCGUACAGGUCCAUCCCCUGGCGAGAAACCCGAGGAAUAUCAUAAAUGUGAUGUCCGUUGACGUGCUGAACGACACGUUUUCGCUCGUUUCCGAGUGGUCCGGCGAGUUUUUCGUUUUCGCCCUUAAAGCAAACAAGACGAGGACCAUCGACCGGAAGAAUGGCCCGUUCUCUAAGGGUCAGGGCGGAGUCAAGGACGCCGCUUGGAUGAUCGUUUCGCCGCUGAACAAUCUGCUCGGCUACGCGUGCAGCUUCCAAUGCCGCGAAAUAUUUUUCGUCGACGACACCAAGAAGCCCAUCUCCGUCACGCCGAUCGGCACUUUGUCUUCCUACUCGAAAGGGAUGCUCAUGGACAAAAAUGGAGUCUUGUACUUUGUCCACGAGAAGGAAAAAUGCGUCACCGCUUGGGACACAAAAAUUCCGUUCAACGAGGAAAUGCUUCACAAGUUCGAGCCUGACGUGGACUCGAUUAUUUACGCGCUGGACGGUGCUGAUAACCUUUGGCUGCUCUCGCACGACGCCAGCAGCCGCUUCUUCCUUCAUCGAGGCUCAAACAGCACCGAUUUUACAAAUGCCACGAACUGAGUGAUUCUCCACGUCAAGGAAAGUGAUGAAAUCGUCCUGCUAAAAUUAUUUUAGCUUCUUGACAAUAUUUUAACCUGUGUGCUAAUUAACAAACUAAAUAAAAAAAAAUUGUUUUUUAUUA
Molecule: messenger RNA, 1234 nt
Organism: Cloeon dipterum
Lineage: Eukaryota; Metazoa; Arthropoda; Insecta; Ephemeroptera; Baetidae
Product: protein yellow-like
Exons: 5
Coding region: 88-1113 (341 amino acids)
Source: RefSeq, a predicted model, not a curated record